GGAUUUUCGAAGCGAGAGCUCGGAACGCGGGGUAGAGGCCGCUGCGACCUCUGUCCUGAUUCGGGUGGAGGACAUGACGACGUCGCAGUCUCUAGUCGACAGAAAUCCGGCUCAGAGCCCGAAGAUAUAUGCGGAGAGGGUUACACUUGUGCGGCAAUCUGUUCGAAGUAUCCAUCAUGAUCGACAGCGACCGCCAUCUCCAGUGCAGCAACACGCCCACCGGGCAGAUACAAAUGCCGUUACCGUCCACAAUGAAUCCGAGAAUGUGUGAAGCAAGUCCCCAACCUCCUCCACGUCCAAUAUGGCAUCCUGGAUAGCUCUCUUGCUGUUUGGGCUGGGUGCAGCCACGGCGCAACAAUACUACAUCCCGGUGUCAGGCAUAUCAGCAAGACCUCAAUGCACGGCCACGCCAUCCUACUCACAGCCCACGUACUCACCAUACUCUGCGUUUGCGUAUUCCAUGACAGAGACAGUACGGACUGCCACAUCAGUACAGCCGGGCCCUACCACGACGUAUGCGCCACCCGCCGCAUCGCUGACAAGCCUCAUCUCGUCGCUGUCGUUCACAACGUGGGGCAAAUGGGAUCCUAACGCUACAGUCUCCGCUACGGAUACGGACAAUCCCUACGGAGAUGCGGCGUGGACCGCACUGUGGAAGAUGGCCAAUCCUCCCAACUUCACAGAGACGUCAGUCUUCAGCACAACCGUCUCGCCAACUCCCAUCCCCACAAGCGAGCUCGUACUGCCACCUUCAGACUACUUCGGACCGACGGACUGCUAUUACUUCCCGGCCGAUUUUCAGUUUGGCGUUGCAGGGUCCGCUGCUCAAAUCGAAGGAGCAACCGCUGACGAAGGCAAAGCCCCUUCGCUCAUGGACAUUUUGAUUCAGGAUGAUCGACCAAAGGACUAUGUCACAAACGAAAACUAUUACUAUUACAAGCAAGAAAUAGAAAGGCUAGCCUCGAUGGGCGUCAAGUACUAUUCUUUCAGUCUUGCAUGGAGUCGAAUCCUGCCUUUUGCCCUACCUGGAACCCCCGUCAAUCAGCAGGGUCUCGACCACUACUCUGACAUGAUCGAUUUUGUGCUUGAGAAGGGCAUGAUCCCUGCGGUCACCAUUCUACAUUUCGACACUCCGGCGCAGUUCUUUGCCGCCAACCUGUCGGCGGCUCAAGCGAAACCGGUGAUAGGCUAUUCAAACGGUGGGUAUCAGAACGAGACGUUUGUCGACGCCUACGUCAACUACGCGAAGAUUGUUAUGACACAGUACGCCGACCGCGUGCCCAUCUGGUUCACCUUCAACGAGCCUUUCAUCUACUCCUUCAAUGGCCUCUCGGUCGACCAUGUGCUCAAAGCCCACGCGCAAGUUUAUCACUUCUACAAAGAAUCGAUCAACGGGACUGGCAAAAUAUCGCUCAAGUUCAACGACAACUUUGGCGUGCCCCGCGAUCCUGCCAAUCCGAACGACGUCUACGCUGCGGACCACUUCAACUCGUUCCAACUGGGGAUGUUCUGCAACCCGAUAUUUCUGGGCCAAGACUAUCCAGACAGCUACAAAGACACAGUCCCCGAUUAUGUGCCGCUUACCCCAGAGGAUUUGAGCUAUAUCAACGGCACUGCCGAUUUUCUUGGUAUUGACCCAUACACGGCCACCGUCGUCUCCCCACCAGUCGCCAACUCGACCGACUCGAUCCACGAAUGCUGCGGCAACAUGUCCAGCACAUACUUCCCGUACUGCGUGAACCAGAGCACCCUGACAACGACGGGCUGGGACAUCGGCUACCGCUCGCAGUCGUACGUCUACAUCACGCCGCGCUACCUGCGCCUGUACCUGUCGUACCUGUACAACACGUUCCACACGCCCAUCGUCAUCACCGAGUUCGGCUUCCCCGUCUUUGGCGAGGACGACCAGACCGCCCUGAGCGACCAGCUCUUCGACAUGCCCCGCUCCGUCUACUACCUCUCGUACAUGACCGAGGUGCUCAAGUCCAUCUGGGAGGACGGCGUGCACGUCGCGGGCGCCUUCGCGUGGAGCUUCGCCGACAACUGGGAGUUUGGCGACUACACCGCGCACUUUGGCCUGCAGACCGUCAACAGGACCACGCAGGAGAGGCGGUACAAGAAGAGUUUCUUCGACCUGGUCGACUUCAUGAACACCCGCACGAUGCCCCAGCAGGAGGGGUGGUCGGGGGGAUGGAACUUCUGAACCAGGUGCGAUCCGGGCCCUGGACGUGUCGGUUUCGAGGAAGCGUGGAUGAUCAGAAGCUACCGCUUGCACAUGGACGACGCGCGGAAACAAUCACGUCCCCACGUGCGGGAUCCGCCC
Cladophialophora immunda is the source of this 2323-nucleotide messenger RNA. RefSeq lists its product as uncharacterized. The transcript has 2 exons. NCBI's taxonomy places the organism in Eukaryota, Fungi, Ascomycota, Eurotiomycetes, Chaetothyriales, Herpotrichiellaceae. Gene Ontology annotation, molecular function: beta-glucosidase activity. Gene Ontology annotation, biological process: carbohydrate metabolic process. The record is from RefSeq and is a predicted model, not a curated record. Bases 302 to 2203 code for a protein of 633 amino acids.